CUCCCCCCACCCCCCCGGAGACAAUGGCCCACACGUCCCCCCGCGACCGACGGCGGACGAACAGAACUCGGAAAGCAGCAGCCACAACCGCGGCAGAGACAACCGGAACUGCACCUCAGCCAACCGGAAGAACCGCGAUGACCACGCGAGCGACGACGACGCCAACGACGCCGACGACGACAGCGACGACGGCGACGGCGAUGGCGACGACGACCUGCCUCCUGCUGGCGCUCCUCCCGCUGGCGUUCCCCGCGCGCGCCGCGGCCACAGCCGUCGACCCCGCUGCCGCCUUCACCACGACCGUCACCGCCGCCGCCGCUGCUGUCGCUGCUGUUGCUGUCUCCUCGUCCGCGUCGCCCUCUUCCUCUUCCUCUUCUUCCUACUCCUCUUCCUCCUCCUGCUCGUCGGCCUCCUCCUCCUCGGACGAGAGAGAUUGCCUCCGAGACCACAACUUCCUCAAAGGUUCGGCCGCGACGCUGGAUCUCGGCUUUGACGUUCCUCCGCCAAUCAAAACCGUGACUGUGGAAGGGUCACGCCUCCUCAUACCCUGUCAGCCAAUCAGAGGCGAGAAAGGCUUGCCCAACGUCACCUGGACCAAUGAGGAGAGCGUAGUGAACGAUCCCCGCCGCCACGUCUUGCCCAAUGGGACGCUUCUUAUCACGGAGGUGAGAGCCAGCGACGCCGGGCAAUACAGGUGUGUGCUACGGCAGGAGACCCGCGCCGUGCUCUCCGCCCCCGUGGGCCUCGUGCUCGCAGACACUGGGUCGUGGCAGAUGCUUCCCCGCAACACGAGCGUGAGGACGAACAGCGCCGUGAGACUGACCUGCCACCUGCCUUCCAUCCCCCCCGCCUCCCUCACGUGGCUGGUGGACGACGAAACGCUUGGAAGGGGCAGUCCGAGGUUCUAUCAGCCACUUCCCGGUGUUCUUCAGAUAGCAAGUGUUCAGGAAAGAGUAUCUGGAGUUUUAUAA
This is a messenger RNA of Penaeus indicus, 971 nucleotides long. Its product is annotated as hemicentin-1-like. Gene Ontology annotation, biological process: dendrite self-avoidance; axon guidance; homophilic cell-cell adhesion. Gene Ontology annotation, molecular function: cell-cell adhesion mediator activity. The transcript has 5 exons. Gene Ontology annotation, cellular component: axon; plasma membrane. The record is from RefSeq and is a predicted model, not a curated record. Lineage: Eukaryota; Metazoa; Arthropoda; Malacostraca; Decapoda; Penaeidae. The coding region runs from base 24 to 971 and encodes 315 amino acids.